Molecule: messenger RNA, 1601 nt
Organism: Notechis scutatus (mainland tiger snake)
Lineage: Eukaryota; Metazoa; Chordata; Lepidosauria; Squamata; Elapidae
Biological process (GO): immune response-regulating signaling pathway
Source: RefSeq, a predicted model, not a curated record
AUGGACCAUCGGGUGGAGCAUGGAAGCCACCCCUGGGAGGAUGGGUUGAAGGUGUCUCUCUUCUCUUGGGCUUCUCUCGUUCCUCUCACCAACUUUGUGGUUCUUUCCUUGAUUAUUCCAAUUUCUCUCCGGAUCGUCCCCUGUGAAUCCACUGCUCAAGAUUUUCAAAGCUCUACUUGGAAUUAUCGCCCAGCAGCUCCCACCCUGUCCUGGUCACCUUCUCACCAAAUUCUCGUAAAAGGAGAACAGGUCGAAUUAAAAUGUUCCCCACCAAAAGGACAGAAGGGAGAGAAUUACGUCUUCGAACACGUGAAUGAAAAGAAUGAAAGGAAGAAAUAUCCAGAACAGAUCGGAAAUACUCUGCUGAUUUCUGCAUUGCGAAUGGCUCCCAAAGCAUAUUUUUCUUGUUCUUACAUGGGGAAAAACAGGGAAGGCAGAAGAACUCUGUCUCAAAGUAGUAAAUGGGGUGAAUUCACUGUCAUUGAACCCCCACCAGCUCCCAGCCUUUCUCCAGAUCCUCCAGGAUCCCUGUAUCUGGUUGGGGAGAGCGUUGUCCUCUGGUGCUCACUUCCCAACACCACCCUUCGAGGCCGGAGACGCUACCAGUUUUUCCACCUAAGGGAAAACAAGGAGGAGCCCUCUAAAAAGGAUUUGGGUUGGCAUGAAGGUAACAGCUCCAUGGUCCUCACAGCCACGAGGGAGGAUUCUGGAUCAUAUAAAUGCCGGUACCUAGAACAGAAAUCUGAGAGAAACAUCUUUUCCGAGUGGAGUCGUCUGGUCCCAAUUGUGGUGAGAGAUCCUCUGCCUCCCCCAGUGCUGAAGCUGCACCCUUCUUCGGGAUCCCUGGGGAUCCUGUCCAUCCUGUGUUUGUCCAGAGAGGGCAAUAAUAAUCCCAAAAGGUUCCAUUUCUCCCUGGAUGGUGUGGAGAUGACCUCCAGCGAUGAAGAGCCUCCGAGGAGCAGCCGAGAUUCUGGGGUUCUCACUCUAAAUACGUCAGUAGCUUUCCUGUACGCCAAAGACAACAAAAGCCGGCGAUUUGCUUGCAGAUAUGAGGAAAACAUGACGGGGCACUGGAUCAUGUCUCCCUGGAGCCAGACAGUGGAUAUCACAGGUGUACCAGCCUCAUUUGCCCUACCAGUGGGCUAUGCACCGCUGGUUCUCCUCGUUCCCUUCCUGGCAGCCCCCCUGGUCUUCUGCUGGAGCAGGAAAAGGAAUGCACCAGGAUGCCAGCGAAGAUCUGAUCCUAAAGAAGGGAAGGAGGAAGCUCGAUCGAAUGAUCUCGGAUCUGAGGAUCUGGAGAGGGAGGAUUUACAGGAUUCAAAGCUCACCUAUGCCUUGGUCAGGAAGUCAUCCGUACUGAUCCCUUUGGAACCCAGGGCCGAGAAUCAUCUGAAGACAAAGGGAGAGUACGAAGUCAUGUACAGUGAGGUCCAGCUUCACGCAACCAGCAGAACAGCCCCAUGAGUACCUCUCUCUAAAGGCCACAUUCAGAAGACCAGCCUUUCAAUCACCUGGAAUGGAGGGCUUGCUCUGGUUCUGUUGGGGGUAUUUGGGAAUAGACAUGGUUGAAACCCUUGGAACGUGGAUGGACUUCGACUCCC